This is a messenger RNA of Saprolegnia diclina VS20, 459 nucleotides long. RefSeq lists its product as hypothetical. The transcript is spliced from 2 exons. Lineage: Eukaryota; Oomycota; Saprolegniomycetes; Saprolegniales; Saprolegniaceae. The record is from RefSeq and is a predicted model, not a curated record. Bases 1 to 459 code for a protein of 152 amino acids.
AUGAACCUUGAGGAGCGCUUGGCCCAUCUGCAGUGGCGCAAGGUCUGCAACGAGAGCCAGAUCCAGGGGGCGCUCAAGCACACCAAGCAGCUCGUCGACCGGGACACGCUUCUGAACGCAACCGAGUCCAAAGAUGCGUCCAAGUGGGUUCGCCGGGUCGUGCAAACCGAGCUCGCCAAACCGCUCGAGAUUUCGCUCGAGCAGUACGAGCAAAUUUUGCGCGAGAACGACGCCGAGAGCGCAGCGCUGGAGCGAGCGAGUGCGCUGCAUGCCACGAGCGUGGCGGUGAUCCAAGCGAAAAUGAAAUUACGAGAAGAGCAUGCUAAGCGACUGCGUCAGUACCGCAAGCACAAGCAGCUGCUUCUCAAGCAAGACGACGCAGCAGGUAGCCCCGAUCGCCAUCACCACCAUCACCACAAGGACAACAACGACCCGCCGUCGAACAGAGGCAAGCACUAG